AUGGACGUAUUUCUCUCUCAACCAAUAUCACAUGGUCAUGCUUCACAAGCUGAUCGUGUUUCAGCUAUCCAAUUAAAGAACGAAAUUAAAGCUCGUGCUGUGACGACAGAUGAAUCAUCCAGCUCAAUUUUUCAUUCGGCCUUACGUACAUAUCCACUGAGUGCCGCUGGUGAACGUCCAAGAAGUGAAGCACUUAUACUCACAGUUCGACGACAACGUACUGCUGAAACAGUCGAUGCUGAUGGUCGUAUACCAGAAGAAUUAAGAAAGACAUAUCGUGAUGAAGAUUUCAUCUUGCACGAAGACGAGCAUUUAAUUAUGUUUACAACGAAAAAUAAUUUAUCUAUUCUGAAGCAAAACAAGCAUUGGUUUGCUGAUGGAACAUGUAAAGUGAGCUAUUAA
Molecule: messenger RNA, 402 nt
Organism: Rotaria sp. Silwood2
Lineage: Eukaryota; Metazoa; Rotifera; Eurotatoria; Philodinida; Philodinidae
Source: the annotation of a GenBank genome assembly